Molecule: messenger RNA, 1983 nt
Organism: Panicum virgatum (switchgrass)
Lineage: Eukaryota; Viridiplantae; Streptophyta; Magnoliopsida; Poales; Poaceae
Product: BAG family molecular chaperone regulator 2-like
Exons: 4
Coding region: 500-1525 (341 amino acids)
Biological process (GO): protein stabilization
Cellular component (GO): cytoplasm
Molecular function (GO): protein-folding chaperone binding; adenyl-nucleotide exchange factor activity
Source: RefSeq, a predicted model, not a curated record
GCAGAACGAAAAAAAGGCCCGGCGGCGCGACGCCAUCGUUCGCACGCCGCGUUUUAUCGGUAUAAAUAUUCUGCCGCCGCCCUGUCCCUGAGUUGUACGCGCUGUUUUUUUCCCUCCCUCCCGUUUCCUGCCAGCAGCAGCCCAGCAGUCUCCCUCUCUCAUCUUCCUUCCCCACCUCACCUCAGCUCCUAACCUCCCACCUACCUCUCUGCCCGCCCCCGGCCCUGAUCCUGAUUUCCCCAAUUGAGGCCGGGAGGGGAGGGCACCUGCGCUCGCGGCACCUGCGAAACCGUGUCGCCCGCCUCGCCCAGAUCCGGCGCCGGCAGCCUCGCCCCUUCCCGCGCCAGGGGCAAAGCAGAGAUUUUUUUUUUUUCGGGAGGGAGCCGCGGAGCUCGAGUGCUCGUUCUCGGUUGGUUGCUGCUGCUGCUGCUGCUGCUGAGAGGAGGAGAGUGCGGGAGCCUCUGCACGCGCGCGGGGUGCGUGGGCGUACCAUGAGAAGAUGAUGCGCGCCAGGCCCCGAGGUACAUUCGCGGACGCGAUGAGGGAGAGCUCCCCUCCCGCCGCUGCUGCUCCGGCGGCGGCGGCGGCGGCGGUGAAGGAGGACGAGUGGGAGGUGCGGCCCGGCGGGAUGCUGGUGCAGAAGCGGAGCCCCGACGCGGACGCCCCCGCGGGGGCGCUCGUGUCCACCAUCCGCGUCAAGGUCAAGUUCAACGGCGUCUACCACGAGAUCUACAUCAACGCGCAGGCCUCCUUCGGUGAGCUGAAGAAGAUGCUGUCGGCCAAGACGGGGCUGCACCCGGAGGACCAGAAGCUGGUGUACAAGGACAAGGAGCGGGACUCCAAGGCCUUCCUCGACAUGGCCGGCGUCAGGGACCGCUCCAAGAUGGUGCUGCUCGAGGACCCCGCCGCACAGGCCAAGCGCCUCCUCGAGCAGCGCCGCACCGACAAGGCCGAGCGCGCCGCCAAGUCCAUCUCCCGCAUCAGCCUCGACGUCGACAAGCUCGCCACCAAGGUGUCGGCGCUGGAGACCAUCGUGGGCAAGGGCGGCAAGGUGGUGGACGCCGACGUGGUGACCCUCACCGAGGCGCUCAUGAACGAGCUGGUCAAGCUGGACUCCAUCGCCGCCGACGGCGAGGUCAAGGUGCAGCGGCGAAUGCAGGAGAAGCGGGUGCAGAAGUACGUGGAGACGCUGGACGCCAUCCGCGCCAAGAACGCGGCGGGGACGCCCAGGGCCAACGGCAACGGCGCCGCGAACGCGAACGGGCACGCCAAGGCCCGCGCGCCGCACCUCCCGCCGCGCCCGCCGCCCGUGUCGCAGCGGCGGAACUUCCAGCAGCAGCCCGCGCCGGCGGCCGCCGCCGCCGCGGCGCCGCCCACGCAGAGCUGGGAGACGUUCGACCUGCUGUCGUCGGUGCCGUCCACCUCCUCGGCCGGCGUGACCACCACCAUGGCGGCCGCGACCACCACGUCGCCGGCGGCCGCCACGGCCUCCCCGAUCCCGCGGUUCGACUGGGAGCUCUUCUGAGGGGGGGAGGCCGCGCGUUCCGGUUGGUCGAUCAGACGGUACAUCCUUUUGUCCAUGGAUCCUCCCUGCUCCGAUCAUUAGCGCCAUUGUUUCUCCUGUCGAUUCUUUCCAUUUCUUUUUCCUCUCCCUCUUCUUCUUCUUCUUCCAUUUCCUUUCGAUUUGUAUAUCUAUAUAUCUACAAACGAACAGAGACCGACGCCGGCGAGUGUGUUCAGUGAGUCAAGUCCCCGUCCGUUCACAAUCCUCCUCCCACUCUUCCUCCUCACGAGGAUCGACCGACCACCUAUCCAUCCAUGUUCAGUCACAGCAAAAUAAGCGGCGGUCUUCUUAUGACGACGACGACGACGACGAAGAGGAAGAAGAAUAAAUUUUCGUGACAACAUGUAUACACACAUAAAUAGCAUGUAUAUUUGGCUCGCUCAUACGCUCGUGUAUGAUUACGAUGAUUGCUUGGUUUC